GCAAUGCCAGCUGUCAAUCCGAUUUACAUUAUUCAGGGAGAGGUCUACGGCCUGCUAUCUCAUCUCAAGCUCAAUUCAAGAUGGUCUAACCAGUAUCAGUCCUUGGUGCCAGAGAAUGCUAUUCUCCGAUCACUAAAGAACUUGGCCAACAUACUUCACAAUGAAUCAGAUACUUGCACCUAUUUAGAGCCAUUCCUAUUGGUUAUACGAUCAGCAGAGACAAGCGGUCCUAUCACUGGCACUGCUUUGACCUCUGUAAACAAAUUUCUUACACAGUUCAUAGAUACAGAGUCAAUCAAUGCUCCAAAGGCAAUAAGAUUGAUAGCAGAGUCAGUAUCACAUUGCCGAUUCGAAGAGACUGACUCAAGGAGUGAUGAGGUCGUGUUGAUGAAGAUAUGUCAGGUGCUGUCAUCCUGUGUGAGAAACACAGCAGGCAUUUACCUUUCGAACGAACUGAUCUACGAGACGAUGCAUACAUGCUAUUUGAUGACCGAUCGACCUCGCUCAUCAGAACUCUUGAAAAAGACAGCCGAAAGCGCACUUCAAGAUAUCGUCGUCACUGUCUUUCAACACUACAACGUGUUUACUGCUCCUCCAACGCCUCCACCACCCCCUCCUCCAUCCAUCAUUACAGACAAGCCCUACGAUGAAACAGUACUGACAAAGAUCUUCUCAUUCUUUGUGGGCAACAUCAAUCCAGCGACAAUAGAUAAUGAUAUGAUCAGAUUGCUUUCCUUGAACACAAUCAACAUCAUCGUCCAGAUGAAGGGCCAACAACUGGAAGCAACACAAGACAUUUUGGCCAUCAUCAAAGACAAACUCUUGAAGCUAUUAUUGCUCAAUCUCCAAGCGAGAAACAUUCCAGUAUUCUCACUGACGAUGAGGAUCUUUUUCAACCUGUUUGUUGCCCUGCGACAAAAUCUAAAGGCACAGUUUGAAGAGUUCUUCCACGUGUUGCUCAAAUCGAUCGUGGACAACAGACACAUGUUUGAGCUACAGGAGCUGGCACUCGAAGGACUGCGAGAUUUCUGUAAACUUCCAUUGGCCAUGGUGGAGUUGUUCAUCAACUAUGACUGCGAACUAUACAGUGGCAAUGUGUUUGAGCUGUUGUGCAAGACACUCUACAAGCAUUCCUUCCCAUUGUCUGGCCAAUUGAACACAUUGCAUAUGCUCUCUCUAGAGAACCUGUUGUCCAUCGUCCAGUCAAUAGACGAUCGUUCCAAGUAUCCCAAGUAUAUUCAACACUCUCUUCAUCCAGUGGCUCAUCAACUCGAGCAUAUGCACAGAAAGAAGUAUAAGCAACAGAUGCUUGUUGCUGCCGAGCACUUUAACCGACGUCCAAACGAUGCAUUCGACUAUCUCAUAGAGAACAAUAUAUAUCCAGUGAUGAACGCAACCAAUAUUGCCAAGUUCCUACUGGAGACACCAAAGCUCAACAAGGUCAAGGUGGGUGAAUACCUUGGAAAGAGAUCAAACAAUGAGGUACUUUCCUCGUACAUGAACUACUUCAAUGAGAAGUACCCAUCAUUCAUGUUAUCGUUCAGGAACUUUCUUGAGAGCUUCAAGAUCUCUGGAGAGGCCGCCGUCGUAGAGUUCACAUUUGAUAUGUUUGCAAGCAAGGCCUAUGCUCAACUGGUAGAGAGGGGAGACAACACCUUCAAGGAUGCCGAUCAAAUUUGUGUCUACCUCUAUUCCGGUCUCAUGCUGCACACUUCCACAUUCAACCAAAAUGUCACACAAUGUAUCAGGAGAUGUCCAGCUCAGAGCUUUUCACUGAUGAGGACUCAUCCUCUCCAGGAACAAUCACCAAUGCAUCAUGGAGAUACACUUUGA
Molecule: messenger RNA, 1833 nt
Organism: Acytostelium subglobosum LB1
Lineage: Eukaryota; Evosea; Eumycetozoa; Acytosteliales; Acytosteliaceae
Exons: 7
Biological process (GO): regulation of ARF protein signal transduction
Molecular function (GO): guanyl-nucleotide exchange factor activity
Source: RefSeq, a predicted model, not a curated record